Porites evermanni is the source of this 15403-nucleotide messenger RNA. The record is from the annotation of a GenBank genome assembly. NCBI's taxonomy places the organism in Eukaryota, Metazoa, Cnidaria, Anthozoa, Scleractinia, Poritidae.
UCUCUACCAAAAACAAGAUGGCGGAAGAUGAGCCACAUCGUGGAGUUUUAAAACUUUUACAAGCUGUUGUUCGUUGAAGCACGUUCUGAAAAUGAAGUUGGUUGCGAAAAAUUUUGAAAAGGACAGUUCUGGGUAAGUGAUAAAUGACUUUUUUGCAACACAAGGUAAUAACUUGGUCAAUAUUUGCCCAAUUAAUUUGAAUUUUUGGCACAAAAAUUGUCUUGGGUAGAUCUGCAUUUUAAAGGCAUAAAAUUGCACCUCCCCCAUAUUUGAGACUUGAUUGACCACCCCUAGAACUUUUGAAACUUUUUUUCUGAUACAGCUGUGACAUACAACAUAACUGAAAUGAACCACUUAACUGAGAGCUGAAAAAUAAGAUAUAGUUUAGGGGUACAUACCUACUAUAAACGGAGAUAAACAACAUUUUUAAUCUUUUUCUUUUUGACGAUCAGACUAAUUUCUCUUAAAACUGUAUCUUUCUUCUUCUUUGUUUAAGAGUUUAUGGAAUUUACAUAUCAACACCUUUCAAAUGGUGUAUUAUACAUAAAUAUCCUGUUUAUAUUUUUUAAUUUACGAAAAAUGACCAUUUGCCUUGGGGAGUAAAAUUAAAGAAAAAAUGCACAAACACUGCACUAUAUCUGUCUUAAAAGAGACGACCUUAAAUGUCUUAAUUACAGAAAAUUAGAACUGAUUUCCUGAUUCAAUCAGUGUUCUCUCAAGAACAGUCAAAAGUUUAACUGAAGCUCUCGUAAGCGACCACCCCCCAUAAGUGACCGCCUAGGCUUGACAUUUUGGAUGGUCGCUUACGGGAGGUUUGACUGUAUUUUAAAAAAAAUGGAACAAAUGGAACAACUCUCCAAGUUGCGACCAUUUUAGUCGCCAUGGCACCUAAAAUUUUGAAGCUGGCAACUUGAUUUGUAAAAAAGUCUCUAAAUUAAAAGAAUUGGUCACCAAAGGGCGACCAAGAAAAAACUUUAACUUGGAGGGUUGUGGAAGGACUGACUGAAUACUUUAUGGACUGGCCUAACGGAUGGAUGGAUGGACUGGAUACUUAACUAUGGACUAGCCUCACAGAUAGACAGACAGACUAGAUACUUUAUGAUCUGGUUCACAGAUGGACGGACAGAUGGACCGUUCCUUUUAAAUAUUUCUCGCUAUCUGAGUAAGAAGAAGAAGAACUCAAAGUGGGAGACAAUUGCAGGACAUCAACUGACAUUAAAUGUGAGAGAUAAAGGAAAAAAUAUCACCUGUACCUCCAAGUACUAAUUUACUUCAAGUUGUAAUGUUAAAUUUUCAAUUUUUCUAGGUCUGUGGUACUUGUGCCGGAAGAGGCUGAAGAUAUGUGGCAUGCUUAUAACCUGAUAGCUGUGGGGGAUCGGCUUAAAUCAACAACUAUUAGGUACAAUCAUGUGGUAGCUUGAUCGUCUUUUUGUAUUAGGGUAAACAAUGAAGAAUUAAUCCUCAUUGUACUUAUGAUAUUAUCAUUAUUUGUAUGUGGUUAACUGAAAAAGGAUCACAUGAUUAAAUAUGAAAGUGUCAACAACAGCUACUGAGGUAAAUGGAGGUUCAAAUGGUGGCAGCUGGGUGUUGACUUCCCCUACCUCAUUUCAGACCUGAAUUAAUGGGCAAAUAAUAAAAAGCAUACUCAAUUCAAGGCCCUGGUUCCAGGAAGAAACUUAGCCUGUGUACAGACCCCUCUUCCCUCAGAAAAAAUGGGAGAAGGGGCAUCUGUAAUUCACCAUCACUAGUCAUUUAUGGGAAUAAUUUUGCAUAAAUCAGAAAAAUAGUUUCCACCAACCACAAUUUCUGUGGCUCAAGUUUCAUGUCAUACCAGCUCUCAAAAUGCCGGUGCAUGCGACCUAUUUCCAUCAAGCAGUUGAGAGAGUGAGACAUUUUUAAAAUCGCUUUACUCUAUACCGGGCAAGAAAAAUGUUCUGACAAGCCCUUAUUGAAGGAAAAGAUCCAUGAUCAUAUGCAAGACUUCUUUAACCUGUAAUGUAUAACUUAUCUAGGGGAGGACCUCCAAGGGAUCUCAAGGACCGGAUAGAGUAGUGUUAGGUAGGGUGUGUAAGAAAUUACGGGAUAAAAUGUUUGCUUAUAUUUAUUUUCUGUCAGACGUGUCCAAACUGAGUCUGCUACAGGAUCAGUGAGUAGCAACAAGGUUAGAACAACGUUGGCCAUAGCAGUGGAGGGCAUUGAGUUUGAUACGCAGGCGUGCAUGUUAAGGAUCAAAGGACGUAAUGUAGAGGAAAACCAGUAUGUCAAGGUAAAGAAAAUAAAAUUAUCUAAUGAAUCAGAGACAUCUAGCAGGUUUAUCGAAGAGAUAUUGAAACUACAUGCCACCUAAUAUUCCAAAAAUAUGACCAUCAUUAUCAAGGCAUUGGAACUCAAUGGAAAAUUCUGAUGAUGGUUUAAAAUUUCUCACUGUUGCUACUUCCACAAUAAUACUGAUGAUAAUUUUGUGUUUUCUUUAUCUUAGAAUUUGAUUUAGUCACUGUAAUUUAAUCCCUUACAAAUUACAUUUCCAAUUAGAUUGCUAAUGCUGUGAGCGGUUUUUACAUGUUUUAAUGGGCACCACUUGUUUUCGGCUGGUUAGUGUACACUUUGGUUGUGGAGAUCACAAUUAGUUGUUUUUUCAGUAAGUAAAAUUAUUGAUAUUUGCAAUCACACACCUGAUAACCCGAUCAAACUUCUUCCUUUGUUCAAUAGAUGGGUGCCUAUCAUACCAUAGACUUGGAAUUAAACAGAAAAUUCACACUUCUCAAAGAAUACUGGGAUUUGAUAGCCCUUGAAAGAGUAGGUGAGUAUUCUACCACAAAAGUUGCCAUAAAACUCCUGCUGCAAGUGCUGCAACUCUUCCUUGAAUACAGACUGUCUAACCAUCCCUAUAUUGUCAGUUUUCUGCUGAUUUUGCUCGAAAAUCCCUAAUCCCAACCAAUAUGCGAUCGGGCUAGGAAAAUUCUGGAUUAUGAGAUUUGCUCUGAUAUUUUCCAAUAAAUUCCUUUGACACUUAUACUGGAACACCUAACAGAAUCUACUUAACUGAAACUGAUAUCCAGAAAUCUUUUAAAAUCUGCAAGAAAUAUAAAUAUAAUCGAGUACUUGUACAUGAAACCACACAAACAUAAAUUAGAUUGAACAUGACAAUUGAUUUAACAAACAUUUUAGACAUUCUAAUCCGGUUCAGAAUUUCCUAUACCUCAUAGCCCUAAUCAUUCUUUACAGACAAAAGACAAUUUUGUUUCAACUUCAGAAUGAACUUUAUCGUCAGCAAACUUUUUCAUGCCUAAGCAGGGAAUGUAUUUUAGAAUUUUUUUUGUCCUAAACAGGGACAGGGUUUCAAACCCUCGGCAGCUUACCUAUACCCAAAUAUUGGUCAAGUUACCCCCCACGUUACACUGUAGGAUUUAAGCAGUUUAGAUUUAGCCUAGAGACAACUUUAUUGGAAAUGAAUUUUAGUGUUUAGCAUAGAAAAUUGAUGAGCAUGUUUUUUCAGUCUCACAACUGAAGGUCAAAGCUUAUUUUGUUCUUCAGUUCCCUUGAUUCUUUUUUUUUUAUUAUUGCUCUGGUGAAUGAAUAUGUUGUGUUUCAGAGAUGGCAUGUGAUCCAACACAGCAUGCUGAUCUGGGAGCCAUCUUGCUUCAUGAAGGUACCGAUGAUUUUUAUUUCAAGCUGUUUGGUGGUACAAAAUACGCCUACCCACCCCAUUAGUGGAUGGUUGAUAACAAUUUCAAGGGGGAGGAGGAGAUCUAAGGCCAAAAUUUUUAAAGAAAAGUAUGAAGUUAAAGUAGAAUUUCUGGGGUGGGGUGGGGAGCCAAACUAAUAAUAUCAUCUACUGGGGGUAUGAAUAUUUUCUGGAUGAUUGUAUUAUUGUGAGAGGUUUAACCCAGGAGUCAUAUAUUACAUAACUAGGUUGAGUAUGAUUGUCCGAGUGGAAGUAGUCCUGAAUAGUACUGUUGUUUUUGACAGUGACAGACUGGUAAAUUUGUGUACUAAAUGAACAGUGUCAUUAAGAAUUCUCUUAACUAUAACCUCCUUUUUCAGCUAAUUUCCAUUGUUGUUGUUGUUAAGGUUUAGGUCACAUUAUGUUGGUUACCUCAAGCAUGACAAUAGUACGAGCCAAGAUUGAUAUGAACAUACCAAGAAAAAGAAAAGGCUUUUGCAGCCAACAUGACAAGGUCAGUUGAAUUUUACUUUGUCUUUAAUCUCGAUGGUAAUCUGAAAUGUCUAUAAUGCAGCAGCAUCACACCAAGUACUGUGGACCCAUAACAUUUCCUUUCCCUUCAUGAAAGAUACACCACAACACCAGGGUAUAUUUGCCCUCUCUUUCUGAACAGCAGUCUGUUCCUUUAUGUCCCCUAUGAUAUGAUAAGGAGGCCAAGGAUAGAGGAGACCAGGCCAGUGGCUUUACAUCACAGGGUUUUCAUUAAGAAUUCUAGUAGCAGCAGAAAUGUGUAACGUUACAGGAGAAUAUUUUAAAAGAGGCUCGGUGUCUGAAUAAAAAAUAGUCAUAGGCUUUUGAAAAUUAGCCAUAGAAUUCUGCGUAGUAAACAGAUCUCUAAUGCCUAAUGAAUACCCUGGGUCACUGUGUAAUGACAUCAUAAGCUGAACUGAUACAUGAUCUAAUUCACAGUCAUGAUCUAGUUAGAUUUUUGAAAUCCCUGUUUUGUGGUCCAGCCAGUGUUUUGAAACCUCAGGUGACCCAACAGCAGACUAGCCUCCCACGACAUUCUAGUGUUCCUGCCCCACGAACAUUGGGGAGGAUAUUUGUGUUAUGAGCUAAAAGGAUGUCUGGAGACUAACAGCAGACCUGCACUCUUUCAACUGAACUGAAAGGGUGGCUCACUCAUUUGUCAAGGUUAGGCUCAGCAGUGGCCGGUGUGUAAAGAAAACGUUUUCCACUUAUUUCAUUUCACUCAGAGGAAAAUUACACUUAACCAAUGUUUGGCUUUGCCCUGACGUGUUGCAAACUGAAAAAGGGAAAAAUAUAGCUUUCCUUCCCCCACCCCCUCAUUGCAAGUUUUGCCUCAGUUUCUGCCACCUGUAGAUAACAACAAACACCCCAACUUUGAAUGGAGGGGAGGGGUGUGGAUUGUUUUGUUCUCUGAAGGAACCCCCAUCUGUUGCCAGUUGUAGCAAUUGACAUGAGUUUCUGCAAUUUUUUUUUUUUUACAUAAUUAUGUGUAUUGAGUAGACACCUCCAAUUUUAAAAGUGGACACCAGUGACCAAGGGUCCUAUGGUUUCUUUACAAUGAAUACUCGUUUCCCUAAAAGUUCUAAAGUGUAAUUUCUUUUGCAGGGUUUACUCAGGUUUUAUGAUGCUAUAAUACAAGGUGUUCUCAGACAUAUAAACUUUGAUGGUAAGUUGAGUCUGUAAUAUGCAGAUAGUAUAUUUAAAUUUUUGCUCACUUCUGUUGACAUGGUAAAUCUUACUGCCAAAAGAAACAAAAUUCUUUACUCUUUUUCCCUUCAUGUUAUUUCUUAAGCUUCAUGAAAUGAUUUCCCUUUGUUUUUCUUUAUUACUUUGUCCCUCCCUUGGCAAAGCUAAUGGAAAGAAAUAAUAAAAAAAUACAUAAAACUGCAUGUCACAUUCCCAUGAUGAAUAAUCAAGGUGUUUGAAAGAAACAGUUUUCUAGAGAAACAUCACAUCAUGUUCUGCAAUGGAAAACCAGAGAUCAGGGUAAAGAGGUCUGUUCAUCUUGACAGUGAAUCUGGGUCCGUUUGAUUUCUCUAAAUGGAAAGACCUGUUCUUUUUCCCGGAUGGAAUGUUGUUUCUUGUUUUAAAACUGUCAAAACAAAUUACCUCAGAUUGUACAAAAAUGUGAUUAUCAAGGGCACAAGAUUAACAUUAAUGUUAGUGUGGAGGAAAAUUUUUGUUCCUUAUUCAGUUCCUGGAGUUUUUCUUUGCAGUUAUAAAGUGUGUUCUUGUUGCAAGUCCUGGCUUUGUUAAGGUUUGUAUUUAAUUUGUUGCUAAAAUAAUAUUGCUCAUUUUCAACAUUUAGCUGGUAAACUGCCAUGGUCAAGACGUCUUGGAACACUUGAGGAAAAAAGGUGCGAAGAUGCACUUUGCUAAAUUAACUAGUAUUCUUUGUCUUAUGAAAGCAGGGGAAUGUUUUUUAUUAACCCUUCAGGUAAGGGCCUAUUCCUGCUGUCCCCUGCUCCCCCAAGUAAUGUUGUUUGUGUUGAAAAAUCUUGACUUGAAUGCAUAACAUCAACACUGCAUCAGUGGGAGGGGGUAGGGAAAUUGCAUCAUCUUGACAAGCUAUUGCUUUAGUGUCUCGAGAGUUUUGACCAGUGUGGUACGGCUAAGUGCUGAUUUCAGCUUCACUCGUGAAUUGUAAUGUGAUCCAAAGUAUUUUGAUGUAUCUGUCCUGCAACCAUACAUGUAGUAGGACAGAACUUUUGGAGCUUCAAAUAAUUUAUUUUGUUAGUUCAUUGCAUAAAAUGUCAGUGUGUAUUUUAUUGCAGUGAGAAAUUUUUUUCAUGUAGUUCAAGAACAAGUUGUUCUUUUUUUCCUACAAUUUUCUAUAAAAGCCUGAAGAUACUUUUUCCAGACACAUCUCACACUCCACACCCACCUUUCCCUUACCUUUGCUCACCUGAAAAACAUAAUCCCUGUUAUAAGUAACCAUGGCAACUCAUAUACUCUGUUUACAACUAACCUUCUGUGGAGCAUUUUCACUCAUCUGUGGAGCAUUUUCCUUCAUGUGGCCAGGAUCUAUGCAAAUUUAUUGGAACAAAAGAAAACGUUUAAAUAAGAAAAGAGUUCAACCCCCACAGGAUUGUCUUGGUACACCAACAUGGCCACCGUUUCAUUGCUUUGGAACACCAAUAUGGCCACCAUGAUGUCAUGUGAAAACACUCUAUAAAUGCACUGGCCCAGGUGUUUAACCACAACUUUCUUUUGACCAUUCCAGGAACAGUUUUGUGAUUACAUGUUUCAACAAGCAAUAAAAAAUGAGUGGAAGGCAAUCACUGAGAAUAAAUCUAAGUUUAUUUUGGUAAGUCAGAAAGCAUAAAAAUAAAGGUAAAAAUAUUGUCAUUAGGUUCUUUGUCUGAUUGUGUAUUUAUAGAUAUUUCUCAGUUUCUUGCCUUUUAUCAUAGUUGUAUGGGUAUUUGCGAGGCGAGUGCUACAAAUUUUAUAUACUUUUAUUGACUGUAUUAGUUAUUUGGUUAUUGUAUCUAACUCAACUUAUAGUUAAUUUAUGACAAUGUAAUCGUAGCCAACAGUUACCAGCACUGUACAAAUGAUUUAUUGUCGAGAUCAAGCAAAACUAACUACGAGAGAACGACUGGAGAACUGACAAUUUGACUAACAAUAGACGGAUCGAAACGCACCAAUUACUGAUUACGAGUCUUUAUAGCCAAUAACAUCACGGCUUAACUGACAGACAACCAAUAACAUCGCGACGUAAUUGACUAGUCAGAUCAAUAACCAGAGUAUACCAUCAACUGACGUGAUACAACUUACUUUGACUCUGAAGAUUACUACUGCACAGAUUGUCAAAAUGUCAGUCACUGUGAAAGAGUCAUUUCAAAAGUAGGUUGAUUUUGAUCGUCGCGGUGAACGUAGUCCUGAAUAGGACUGUUGUUGUUGACAGUGACUGACGUUUCGACAACCUGUGCGGCAGUCAUCUUCAGAGUCAAAGUGAGUUGUGUCACGUCAGUGACUGUCAACAACAACAGUCCUGUUCAGGACUACGUUCACCCGGAUGAUCAAACUCAACCUACUUCUGUAAUAACUAUUACUAUAAUAAAAUGGCGGUUGUGUUUUAUUUCAAUCUAGGUCCAUUCUUCUUCAGGUCAUAAACAUACCCUUAAAGGUGCGCAAUAUGUACUUAAUGAUUAGAAAAUUCUUUUCAAAUUGUCAUUAAAUAUCUGGCAUGUUUCCUUGUAGACUUGUAAGGGUUGUACUUUGAGUUGUUGCCCACAGCAGCACUUUUCAAUGCAUAACUUGAAAGCUGUGAAAAAACAGGGACCUUGUUUCUCUGGGAGGAUAGCCUGCACAAGUGGUGCAAAUUUAUUCAUGUGUGACUGCUUCAUUCCAUGGGCACUUUAGCUUGCUGUAAAGUCACAAGAAGAAUGGGGAUGAAUCAGUUGGAGAUCCCCUGGGAUUUUCUCUCAUCUAGCCACACGUAGCCUAAAAACACGUAAAAGCACCACUAGACUACUGUGAUAGCAAAUAAAGAGGUCUAUUGCAUAUGUUCAUACACAGAAGAGGACCCAAAGUCUUUAAGUACCACCGUCUGCAGCUGUACAAUGUAAAUAUGACGCAGCCUGUCUGAACUCAUUGAUCUUCUAAGGCAACAUGAAAGUAAUGUUCACCAACUCUCACAACCAACCAGAACCCUCACAACUAGCAUAAACAUUUUUUUAUUCAUUUACAGAAGUUCUUGCUGAUCCUGCUGUUACUGCCAGGUUAGCAGACACAAAGGUAAAUAGUAGGGACAGGAAAUUGUUUUCUGUCUGCAGGUCCAAUGAAUUCAUAAGCAAUGGCCUGAGUUAGACUUAAGCUUUCGAUUCCAUCAUGGAUGUGUAUGUCAAUAAAUUUUCUAUCCGGGGAGAGGAUUAAGUAACUCUUUCUUCGCUAAUAAUUCCUAGAUAGUUUUUGUGUAGUUUUCCCUUCCCUUUUCUAUUCUUCAACUCAUGAAAUUGACACCCUUUUAUAUACUGCCAGCGUGAAAAAAACAUACAGUCAAACCCCGUUAUUAUGGACACUGAGGGGGCCAUAAGUAAUGUCCGUAUAAAUGGAGUGUCCAUAUUAAGAGAGUUCAGUUGAGAGAAAUUGUGAGGACUUGCUUUCUUCAGGGACAAGGAAAAUGUCUGUAACAACAAGGUUUCCGUAAUGAGUGGGUUUCCAUAAAGCGGGGUUCGACUGUACCCCUUUCAGGUGGAGCAUUCCCUGCUAGUCUCUUAUAUAUAAGCAGGCUAGAUACAAGGGUCAGAAAACGAAUAGCCUUUUUUAUUUAAUGUGCCAUAGGCAGCAGGUGAAGUCAAGGCGUUGGACACUUUCUUUACGAUGCUGCAAACAGAGCCAGAUAGAGCAUAUUAUGGGUAUGUACAUUAUUUCUUUCUUGGAUAACAUGCUACUUGAUACUUGCCUUUUGACAGCUGUAGAUAGAGACCCUGUUUAUUGGAAGCUUGUCCUAACCAACAACAGUGAAGGCUGUGAUUAUGCAGUGUACAUUACAGGCUGGUGUUAUUUAGCAAGUAGAACAUGAAGCAAGCGUUCAACGUGCCACAUCCCGGUUCAUUGUUUACGAUUCACGCUUGGGAAGCAAGGGUGGCACAGUGGUGAGAGCACUCGUCUCCUACCCAGGUUCUAUCUAGGGUAUUUGAGGGGUAGAAGCUCCCCCCCCCCAAAAAAGAUAUUGUUAUCAUUACUAGUAUAUUUAUCAAUUAUUCCUCGAGCCCAUUGACUCCGAGCCCAAAUGGGCUCGGAGUCACUAGAAAGAAUAAGAUUCACGUUUACGGCAUACGGCAAACGGCAAACGUUAGUUGAGAAUUUCUCAGAAUAGAAAAUAAGCAGAUAAAAACAGUCCAGAGCGAUUCUUAUGGAUAAAGCUUGCAUAAAACUACUUAUUUUUGUGUAGAAGCAAUAGACAGUAAACGGAAAAUAAGGGGAAAACUUGGUCACGUGGUACAAAUUCACGUUUGCCGUUUGGCGUAAACGUGAAUCUUAAUCUCUCUAAUAGCCCAUGAAGCCGAAGGCCAAAUUAAUGAGCUAUUGACUCAGAGGCCAUUCGGGCUCAAGGAAUUGUUUUAGUAAAAUCCAACUAGUUGGUCAAAAAUAUGGAGAAUAAUAGCUAGUUAAAGCUAGGCUUUAAUCCUUUUCUGCCGCCAAAAAGCGCGCGCUUUUCCCUACUAGUAGGUUAUAACAUAUAGCCGAGUAGUAGCUCAACCAAUCAGAACACAGCAUUGAUAAUAGACCACUAGUUGGAUUUUACUAAAAAUAACUAUUCCCCCUGUUCCCCAUUUCCUCUGUUCCCCUUGUUCCCUUGUUCCCCUGUUCCCCCUAUUCCCCUGUUUUCCCUGUUACCCCUUUCCCUCUGUUCCCCUGUUUCCCUUGUUCCCCUGUUCCCUCUGUUCCUCUGUUUUCCCUGUUCCCCUGUUCUCCCUGUUCCCCUUGUUCCCCUGUUCCCCUUGAUCCCCAUUAACCCUAACCCCCUGUUGUCCUUGUUCCCCUUUUUCCCCUUUUUUUCCUGUUCCCCUUGUUCCUUGGUGCACCUGUUCCUCCUUUACUCCUUGUUCCCCUAUUCCCCCUGUUCCCCAUCUUCUGUUCUCCCUGUUACCCCUUUUCCUCUGUUCCCAUGUUCCCUUGUUCCCAUUGUUCCCCUGUUCCUCUUGAUCCCCCUUAACCCUAACCCCCUGUUAUCCCUGUUCUGCCUUUUCACCUGUUGUCCCUGUUCCCCUUGUUCCCCUAUCCACCUGUUCCCCUUGUUCCCCUAUCCACCUGUUCCUCCUUUUCUCCUUGCUCCCCUGUUAACCUGUUUCUCCUGUUCUUCUUUUUCCUCAAUUCCCCAUGUUCUCCUUGUUCCUCUGUUCCCCUGACCCCUCCUUCCCCUAUUCUCCUGUUCCCCUUGUUAUCCGUGUUUCCCCUUUUGCCUUUGUUCCCCCUGACCACCUGUUCCUCCUGUUCUCCUUAUUCGUCUGUUCCCCCUGUUCCCCUUGUUCCCCCUGCUCCGCUUGUUCCCCUGUUCCUCCUGUUCCCUUGUUCCUCUGUUCCCCCUCUUCUGCCUGUUCCUUUGUUCCCCUUGUUUCCCCUGUUCCCCUUGUUCCCCUGUGCACCUGUUCCUCCUUUUCUCCUUGUUCCCCUAUUCCCCCUGUUCCUCUUGUUUAUGUGUUUCCCUGUUCCCCUUGUUCCUUUGUGCACCUGUUCCUCCUGUUCUCCUUGUUCCCCUAUUCCUCCUGUUCUCCCUGUUCUCCCUGUUACCCCUUGUUCCCAUUGUUCCCCUUUCCUCUUUGUUCCCCUUGUUCCCCCUGUUCCCCUUGUUCCCCUUGUUCUCCUGUUCCCCUGUUCUUCCUGUUCGCGUGUUUUCCUGUUCACCCUUUCUUGCCUGUUCCCCCUUUUCUCCCUGUUCCCAUGUUUUCCUGUUCACCCUUUCUUGCCUGUUCCCUCUUUUCUCCCUGUUCCCCUGUUCUCCCUGUUACCACUUUUCCUCUGUUCUCCUGUCCCCCUUCUCCCCCUGUUCCUCCUGUUCCCCUUGUUCCCCUGUUCUCCCUGUUCCCCAUUGUUCCCCCAACCCUAACCCCCUCUUGUCCCUGUUCCCGUGUUCUGCUCUUUUUCACCUGUUCUCCCUGUUCCCCUUGUCCCCCCAUUCCUCCUGUUCUCCUUGUUCCCCUAUUCUCCCUGUUCCCCAUUUCUCCUGUUUCUGUUGUUCCUCUGUUCACCUGUUCCCCCUGUUUCCAUGGUUCCCCUAUCCCCCCUGUUCUCCUUGUUACCCCUUUCUCUCUGUUCCCCUGCUCCCCCGGUUCCCUUGUUCCCCCUUUCCCCUGUUCUCCCUAAUGCCAUUGUUCCCCCUUAACCCUGAACACCUGUUGUCCCUGUUUUCUCUUUUCACCUGUUCCCUUAUUCCCCUGUGCACCUGUCCCUACUUUUCUCCUUGUUCCCCUAUUCCCCCUGUUCCCCAUUUCCCCUGUUUUCCUUGUUCCUCUGUUCCCCUGUUCCUCUUGUUCCCCUGUUCGCCUGUUUCUCCUGUUCUCCUUGUUCCCCUAUUCCCCAUGUUCCCCUUGUUCCUCUGCUCAACUGUUUGCCUUGUUCCCCCUGUUCCCCUGUAUCCCCUUUUCUCUUGUUCUCCCUGUUACCCUGUUCCCUUCGUUCACCCUGUUUCGCCUGUUGCCCCUGUUCCCCUGUUCCUCCUGUUCCCUUGUUCUCCCUGUCCCCCCUGUUCCUCUGUUACCCUUGUUCCCCCUGUUUCCCUGUUCGCCUGUUUCUCCUGUUCUCCUUGUUCCCCUAUUCCCUCUGUUCCCUAUUUCCCCUGUUUUCCUUGUUCCUCUGUUCCCCUGUUCCUCUUGUUCCCCUGUUCGCCUGUUUCUCCUGUUCUCCUUGUUCCCCUAUUCCCCCUGUUCCCUAUUUCCCCUGUUCUUCUUGUUUCUCUGUUCCCCUGUUCCCCCUGUUCUCCUGACCCUUUUUUCCGCUGUUCCUCCUAUUCCCAUUUCCUUUUUGCCCUGUUCCCUUUGUUCCCCUGUUCCCCCUGUUUAUCUUGUUCCUUUUUUCCCAUGUUCCCAUGAUCCCAUGAUCCCAUGAUCCCAUGAUCCCCUUGUUCCAUGAUAUUCCUGUUCUCCUGUUUCUCUUGUUUCCCUGUUCCCCUUUGACAUUAUUUACUCUAAAACGCCUUUGCUUAAGCUCCCUAAUAUGUCUUAACAAGAAGAAGGCGCUCAAAAGGGAAGGAAAAAGACGAACAUCCCCCUGAUAUCUCCUUUUCCCUUUCCCUUGCCAGUGCUUGUCUCGUACAUCAACUGAAAAAGAGCGUGGCUUGGGGUGACGUAUUUUUAAUUCAGAGGUCUUGGGAUCACGACACUCCCCUUACACUAUCCGGAUUUUUUUUCCUGACUGACCCAAGUUAAACUUGCUUAGAUAGUCAGCUAGUCUUUCAAAUAUUCCGACCUUCUUAUGUUUUUGUGUAGAAGUUAGAAUAAAGACGGUUUUGUAGAAAACAUUCGGAACGCACUUAAAGUUGAAUUUCCUAGAGAAAAUAUGAGGGUUUACUUUCUCCAGGCACCAGAAAAAAUGUGCGUAAUAACGAGGUAUCGGUAUUAAGUGGGUGACCGCAAAGCAGGGUUUGACUGUAAUUUCUGUUCAGAAAGCCAUCCUUUGAAUCCAGUUCCACAGUUAUUCAGUCAAUUAAAGAAGCACUCAAAGUGCUUUUGAAAGACUGGAACCCUUGUUUUAGGUGGUGUUUUCAUCUUCUUGAGAUUUCACUUGAAUGAAUAGUCAUGCCUCAGACUCAUAAGUUACAACACGUAACAAUUCACGGCAAGAAAUAUGGCAUUCACCGUCACGGAAAACCCUCGGUUAAUUUUCGAAAACGCGGCAUUUUGCUAAAAUUCCCUCGCGUUUUCCGGUCGUAAAAUCCACUCUUUUUCUGUCGUUUUCAUGCCGGUGAAUUCGAGAAUUCGUUCCACUAUCCGAUAGUUUUCAGGCUCACUUAACCCCACACACUUUAUUCACACCUUUCACACAUUACAUAGCCUGCGAGUAAGCUCUCCUAUUUGGGUGAAAGGAACGAGCCGCAUGAGCAAGCGGCGAAGCCGCCUGAUGUCGCGUCUCCUCCCUUGCGUGCCUCUCGCGCGUCUAUUUUUCACGAUAUCUCCCAAAUGAAGAGCUUGCUCGCAGGCUACACAUUACAUUUCUUGAUACACUUUACAAUUACAUGGUAUGCGAAAUUUUUAGAUGUUUUUGUCUGGUAUAUCUUUAGCAUUAAUCACGUGGAAAAGGCCAACGAAGCAAUUGCUGUGGAAACACUUCUUGUCACUGAUGAACUUUUUAGGUGAGAAAAACAUGUAGCGUUUUAGCGGCUUGCAUUCUUGAAACGGCAAGUGAAUGAGGAGCUUGCUGCAACUGGGGUAGUACUUGGUGUAAGACUGCCCAAAAUUUACCCCCCAACUGUUUGACUCACAGCAUGUGGUACCGUAAAUGACCUAAUAAACACCCGGGGCGUAAAGUCUACUCCACGCUCCCACUCUGCGCUCGUUCCCAUCAUCCCCCUCUUGCUCUUCUCCCUUGUCUCCAGCUCUCGCGCUUGUUGCUUGUUCCAUGCUCCCCACUAAGAUCUGGGAAAGCCUUUGAAGGAGGCAGGCACCAAACGAUUCGAUUAAUGUCCCACAGGCUCAAAAGUUAGAAAUAAAAGUUGCUUUAGAAUUACUGGAAAAUUACUUUAAUCCCCUCUCGCAAAUACCUGAAGAAAGGAAAUCACUGAAUAAUGAUGUGGUAAAAGUACGUGAUUACUCUAUUUAGUAUCGCUGACUGAAAACUUAGUUCUCUGUUUUCCUUAGGUCAACAGACUUACCCACGCGCAAACGAUACGUCAAACUUGUUGAAAGCGUUAAAGAAAAUGGCGGGGAUGUCAGGUAAAAAAAAUGCCAUUAUUUCUUUCAGUUUUAGGAUGGUUUUCAAUUGGCCCUUUUGCUUGAAACGUGCUCGGUUUUGUGUUGAAUUUGUCUACGGAAGUGUUUUGUAUUACCCUAGUUUACUGCGCAAGCCCGUAACAACCAAUCAAAGAUGCAAUAGCGUCACCCGAAACAGUCCCAUGAUACAAUCUGACACAAGACAGACCCAGUUCCCCGCACCCUAGUAAUAACUUGUCAAACAAGUGAUAGCGUCACCUAAAACAGUCCCAUUAUCCCAUGAUACAAUCCCACACAAUACCGACUCAAUCUCACAUGCAACCUCUACACUGAACCUUUCCCUGUUUCUUGCUCUCGCAUCUUUCGAGUGCCGCUUGCGCGUGACCUCUUGCCAUAUUCCUUAAAUGGAGAGCUAAUUGCUGGCGAGCAAAGUGAUCAGAUGUAAACAACACUUCAGCGACUGUAGCGAUUGUACCGAUCAUGUUACACUUGACCAGAAGGCGACUUUUUACUGAUUAUGAAAGAUGGAGGUGACUCAAUAUAAUCGACGUGAACUAGUUUAAAACUAAGCAGCUGGUACUGCGUAAAGGCUAUUUAGAGCCUCUUAAUCCUUAGUGUUUGCUGGGUAAAUUAGACUCGCGUUUGUUGUUGUUGUUCUUCUUCUUCUUAUCAUGUUGUUGGCUGUUUUGUUUCAAUCUUUCAGGGUGUUUUCAAGUCUGCAUGUUUCAGGAGAACGUAAGUGCAUCCUCUGCAUUAAAGAUAAAACAGGCCUUUUUAUAUAUUUUCAUUGCAAAGCAAUUAGGAUUUUGUUUUUAAAUAACAGGGAAUUGAAAAUAAAAUUCUCGCAUGCAGCAGUAAGUGGCCGCCUGCCCCUCCCCUAACCCAACAUUUUGCUCUAAAUAAGGAGCUAACGUUGCGUUUAACCUCCUUGACAUGGAUUUUUCCAAUUUUUUUUUAAGUGAAAAAGCCCUGGGAACGAGGUUGGAUUAGGGGAGGGGUAGGUGGGUUGUUUCUCAGAGUCUUGGAUCACCUAAAGUAGGUUUCCUCAUCAGAAUAAUGGCACGAACUAUUUGAUUUUCCAGUAGUAAUAUCCUGUUUCCCUAUGGAAAUACUAAGUAUCCCAGUUCUUUAACUGACUUUAACGGCUUUCUCUUAGCUUUAGUGUGACUUGAACAAAAAAUAUUUCUUUAAAUGAAACGUGAUUUUCCUUUUUCUCUGUUUUGUUUGUUUGUUUUUAGAGCUUGGGCAGUUGUCGGGUGUUGCAGCCAUAUUACGGUUUCCAAUGCCAGACAUCGCUAAUGAUGAGGACUCGGCUGAGGAGUCUGAAGAAGACUAA